This is a messenger RNA of Fonsecaea monophora, 345 nucleotides long. RefSeq lists its product as hypothetical. Bases 1 to 345 code for a protein of 114 amino acids. Lineage: Eukaryota; Fungi; Ascomycota; Eurotiomycetes; Chaetothyriales; Herpotrichiellaceae. The transcript has 3 exons. The record is from RefSeq and is a predicted model, not a curated record.
AUGGAGGCCCGGCGGUCCCUAGCCGAAUUAGAGGCCGAUCUCGCUAUCCUAGCCGGGAAGUCAAUGCCGGAGGCGUACAACACCGUGCUGUGCCUCUCCCAGAGCGUGGUCAUAGACGACCCUGAUGUGAGGGGAUGCGUUGUCGACGUGGCUGGCAUGGCACUUCUGGAUAGUGGAGACUGGGAAAUCCACGUCCUACCAAGUAAUAUCUCUGCCCGGGCAGGCUACCUUCUAAAGCGUUAUCCUGGCUCGACGCUCAACACGCAUCAUGACCCUCAGGUGCCUCUCCCAGAGGUCAUGGCAUAUUUUGGACCCCGCAGGGCCUCGGAGUUGCACACCAUUUAG